Cladophialophora yegresii CBS 114405 is the source of this 1872-nucleotide messenger RNA. Its product is annotated as mitochondrial import receptor subunit tom-70. The transcript is spliced from 4 exons. Bases 1 to 1872 code for a protein of 623 amino acids. Gene Ontology annotation, molecular function: protein binding; protein-transporting ATPase activity. NCBI's taxonomy places the organism in Eukaryota, Fungi, Ascomycota, Eurotiomycetes, Chaetothyriales, Herpotrichiellaceae. Gene Ontology annotation, cellular component: mitochondrial outer membrane. The record is from RefSeq and is a predicted model, not a curated record. Gene Ontology annotation, biological process: intracellular protein transport.
AUGGCAGAAGCUGCCGCCAUCGAUGCCUCUCGCGCACCUGCAUCCCUGUGGGAUCGCGUAUCCAACUGGGUCUCAGAGAACAAGGCGGUUGCGUACACAAUAGCUGGCACAGUAGUCGUCGUCACGAGUGCUGGUGCCAUUUAUUACUUCUCUACCCAGAAGGGAGGUGCCCCAGCGACACCAACAGAAAAGAGGAAAAGCAAGAAGGAGCGACGGAAAGAGAAAAAAGCAGCUGAAGAGGCAGCUAAGUCGUCGGGUAUCAGUCUGCAAGAUGAGGAGGCUGCGCCUGCUGCUCCUCGAACGGCGUCCGUUGAGGCGGAGGACGAACUGCCAGAUAUUAACGAGUCCAAUGUCGAAAGCUUCUCGAAAGAGGAUCGAGCGACGUAUGCAGGCAAAUUAAAGCAAGCAGGCAACAAAGCAUAUGGCUCCAAAGACUACAACAAGGCCAUCGAACUUUACGGCCAGGCCAUUCUCUGCAAACCCGACCCCGUCUACUACUCCAACCGCGCCGCUUGCUACAAUGCGCUUAGUGAAUGGGACAAGGUGGUUGAAGAUUGCACGGCGGCCAUCUCGAUGGACUCGGAAUAUGUCAAAGCCCUCAACCGUCGCGCCCAUGCCUACGAACACCUGGGCCUUUUCUCGGAAGCCCUCCUAGAUUACACCGCCAGCUGCAUCAUCGACGGCUUCAAGAAUGAAAGUAGUGCCCAGAGCGUGGAAAGGCUGCUGAAGAAAGUGGCAGAGAAGAAGGGGAAGGCAAUUCUGGCAAACAAGAAGAACAAGCUGCCCGGCGCAACAUUCGUCUCGAACUAUCUGCAAAGUUUCCGCCCGCGGCCGCCGCCUACAGGACUCGAGGAGACCACCGAGCUCGAGGAGAACACAGGGAAAGGUCAGCUCCAAAGAGGCUUGGUUGCCAUGAAAAAGAAGACGUCAGAAGGCUACGACGAGGCAGCUGCCAAUUUCAAAAAAGCUCUGGAACUCGGAGAUUUGGGCGACCACGAGGCAUUCGCUUACAACAUGAGGGCGACAUUCUUGUACCUGGAGGGCGAUACGGCAAAAGCCCUUGAAGACCUGAACAAAGCUAUCGAACUGCAGCCCUCCCUGACACAAGCGUACAUAAAACGUGCAAGCAUGCAGUUGGAGCUCGGCAACAAGGACCUUGCUGCAGACGACUUCGAGAAGGCCAUGGCGCAGGACAAGGACGAUCCCGAUAUCUACUACCACCGUGCUCAGUUACAUUUUAUCCUGGGCGAAUACGCCGAUGCUGCCAAGGACUACCAAAAGUCGAUCGACCUGGACAGAGACUUCAUCUACUCACACAUCCAAUUAGGUGUCACCCAGUACAAGCUCGGCUCAAUCGCAUCGUCCAUGGCAACUUUCCGACGAUGCGUCAAGAACUUUGACAAGGUACCGGAUGUCUACAACUACUAUGGUGAGCUGCUGCUCGACCAGCAAAAGUACCAGGACGCCAUCGAAAGGUUCGAGACAGCUAUCGAUAUGGAAAGACAGACGAAGCCCACUGGAGCCAUCAACGUCUUGCCACUGAUCAACAAAGCACUCGCGCUCUUCCAGUGGAAACAGGACUUCAAGGCAGCCGAAGAGCUUUGUGAGAAAGCCUUGAUCCUUGACCCAGAAUGCGAUAUCGCCGUUGCCACCAUGGCUCAACUGCUCCUGCAGCAAGGCAAGGUUACCAAGGCGCUGGAGUACUUCGAACGUGCGGCGGAACUUUCAAGAACAGAAGGCGAGAUUGUCAACGCACUGUCUUACGCCGAAGCUACACGUACGCAACUCGAGGUGUCGCAAAAGUAUCCGCAGUUAGCAGCCCGACUGCAGCAGAUGGAAGGUGCCGGUUUGGGUGGUCCUCAGUUGAGAUAA